Molecule: messenger RNA, 777 nt
Organism: Prunus dulcis (almond)
Lineage: Eukaryota; Viridiplantae; Streptophyta; Magnoliopsida; Rosales; Rosaceae
Exons: 2
Coding region: 1-777 (258 amino acids)
Source: RefSeq, a predicted model, not a curated record
AUGGGGUUUGUGUUUCCCGGAUGGCCUCAUUCUUACUGUUAUUAUCACCUCAAACAGAAUUUGAUAUCAAAGUACCCAAAGUCAGGUUAUGGGAAACUGCUCCAAGACCGUGUUAUCAAUUUAUUUAGUAGAUGCGCAUAUGCUGUUACGGAGGAAGAGUUUAAGGUAGCAAUGGAGGAGUUGGUGAUUGUUGGGAGUUUGAAAGUGAAGGCAUUUAUAUCUGAUUUGUCUAGAGAUCACUAUGCCAACGCAUUUUUCAAAGGAAUGCGUUAUGGGGAGAUGACAAACAGUUUAGCGGAGUCCUUUAAUAAUUGGGUUGGUGUGUUUCGAGAUUUGCCGGUGCUACCUUUGAUAGAAGGGAUUCGACAGAAAUUGAUGGUAUUGAAUUCUCAACGACGAUUUGAAGCGGAGAAGUGGACAACAGUUUUGUGUCCGGAGAUGGAAACUAGACUCUGUGAAAAUGCGGAGGCCGGUAGGACUUGGGCAGUUCGUCGUUCUAAUUGCACUGUUUUUGAAGUAUUUACUGAUUAUUCUGUGAUGGUUGAUCUCGAGCAAAGGACUUGUUCUUGCCGUCUUUGGCAAAUUGACGAUAUUGGGAAAGGAUUGGGCAGCAAUGGUUCUGCAGCUGGAGUUGUGCUUCCGCCAAUUACAAAGAGCCCAGCCGGAAGACCACCAACAAAGAGGAUCAAAGUUUUUGGUGAAUUUAAAAGGCCAUUGAAAUGCAGUCGGUUCAGUGUUGCUGGGCACAAUAGGAAGACUUGCAAGGCUAUUAUAUGA